Gymnodraco acuticeps is the source of this 1271-nucleotide messenger RNA. It is a transcript of the gene vwa5b1, whose product is annotated as von Willebrand factor A domain containing 5B1. The record is from RefSeq and is a predicted model, not a curated record. NCBI's taxonomy places the organism in Eukaryota, Metazoa, Chordata, Actinopteri, Perciformes, Bathydraconidae.
AGCCUCACGUCCCUCACGUCCUGAUUGAGAGCGGCGACAUUACGCCUGACGAAUACGACGAGUUUCUGCACGGACGCAGCGACUUCAUCAAGGCUGUGAAGAAGGACGGGAGCGACCUGAGGAAGGUGGAGAUGAUGAACCGCCGGCUGCACAAAGACCUGUUGCACAACCCAGUGGUGAUGCUGAACUUCUGCCCCGACCUAAGGGGGGGUCACCAGGACCUGAGGGGGGGUCACAGGACCCCGAGGGGGGGCCAAGGGGAAUAUAUCUUCCUGUUGGACAGAAGUGGCAGCAUGAGCGGAGCCAACAUCAGCCGAGUCAAGGACGCCAUGGUUCUGAUCCUGAAGAGUCUGCUGCCCGGCUGCCUCUUCAACAUCAUCGGCUUUGGGUCCACCUUCAAGCCCCUGUUCCCGACCAGCCAGAGCUACGAGGAGGAGAACCUGGUCCAGGCCUCUGAAUACGUCCGGAGGCUCCGGGGUGACAUGGGAGGAACCAACGUCCUGAACCCCCUGAUCUGGAUCCUCCGUCAGCCCUCCUUCAGAGGACACCCCCGCCUCCUGUUCCUUAUCACUGAUGGAGCGGUCCGCAACACGGGGGCCGUCAUCGAGCUGAUCCGGAGCCAGGCCCGCUCCCUCAGGUGCUUCACGUUCGGCCUCGGGCAGACGGCCUGCAGGCGGCUGGUUCUCGGCCUGGCCUCCGUGUCCAGAGGAACCGCAGAGUUCCUGUCUGAGGGAGAGAGGCUGCAGCCCAAGAUGAUAAGGUCCCUGAAGAAGACCAUGUGUCCGGUCCUCACUGAUAUCUCCAUCGAGUGGCUGUUUCCGGAGACUAAAGAGGUUCUGCUGUCGCCGGUGGGGAACAACUUCCUGUUUCCUGGAGACAGUCUGAUCGGGUACAGCGUGGUCUGUGACGCCACCAGAUACCACAACAACCCCAAAUCUGAUAAGAGGAGGAGAUACUCCAUGAUGCGCUCCGUGGAGUCGGCCAGCUCGGUGUUUUUCCACUCUCAGGAGGAGGAUCCUCUGAGGACCGGAGGGGAGAGCGAGUCCUUCAGGGACCCCCUGACCCCCCCAGAGCAGGACCCUGGAGGCUGUGAGACGUCUCCCAGGAGAAGAGCGUACAGCACCACCCAGAUCACAGACCACCACCCCAUCAACAGGGCCUUCACCCCCAGCGACCCCCUGCUCCGUGGCCCCCAAGAACCCCCUGAGGAGGGGCCCAAGGUCCAGGAGCUGGUGGGCCAGAGCGAGGACAAGUGGAGGAGGGACUACCAG